AGAAUAAUUAUUCUCGUAAGGAUCUUUUUAUGUAGUGAUAUUUACCAACACAGUACAGAACACUGAGGGGAGAAAAUCAACAGAGAGUUGAAAAUGCCUACCACAGUAGAAACUGCACAAAAAAAGAAAUCUCACAAACCGUCUGGUUCCAAAAAUUUGGACCUCCUCUGCUCUGUCAAGUACAAGAACACUCUUCCAGACAUUCCGUUUGAUGCCAAGUUCCUCAGCUAUCCCUUCGACUCACAAAGGUUUAUACAGUACAAUCCUACCAGCUUGGAGCGUAGUCACAAGCACGACCUACUCACUGAGGUGGAUCUAGGCGUCCCUAUUGACCUCAUCUUACCCGACACUUACCCCAGCCACGGCCUCGAUGCUGUGUUGGACCCUGCUGACGAGGCACUUCUUGAGGAUGAGGUGGUCCAGCAACCAGAGUCAAAACGUGCCAAGCAGCAUGCCAAAAGUGUGUCUUGGCUGAGGAGGACAGAGUAUAUCUCCACUGAGUUUGCCAGGCCUCACUCAGCAGCUGAUGGAGCGGAGACAAAAGUUGGAUACAAUGUCAAAAAGAAGCUCCAAGGAAUGGAUGUUUACAAGGAUAGAGCGAGUCAAAUAGCAGCUAUUGAGGCCACCUUUGAGGCUGCCAAGCAACCGAUCACGAAGCAUUACAGCAAACGAGGAGUAGAAGCCAAAGAAGUGCUACCCCUAUUCCCUGACUUUGAGUUGUGGAAGUUACCAUUUGCACAAGUGCUGUAUGACACUGACCCUGCCAAUUCUGGUAGGCCAGAGCAGAAACAAGUGGAAGAGAUGUCACAAGCCAUGAUCAGAGGGAUGAUGGAUGAGAACAAUGAGCAGUUUGUGGCGUACUUCCUGCCCACCCCUGAUACCCUAGUCAAGAGGAGAGAGGACAAUCAACUGGGACUAGACUAUCAGGACGAGGCAGAGUACGAGUAUAAGCUUACUAAGGAAUAUAACUGGAAUGUAAAGAAUAAAGCUAGUAAAGGAUAUGAGGAAACCUAUUUCUUUGUCACUCGUCCUGAACAAGGGGUCUUUUACAAUGAGAUAGAAACAAGGGUCAGAUUGAGCAAGCGACGUGGUAAAUCUGCCAAAUCUGCCAUGAAUUCGAAGUUAGUCGUCAAACACAGAGAGCUUGUGGAGGAUGAAGUAAUGGCUCAGGAGUCUCGACUGACCCAGCUGGAGGCAGCAGUACCAGAGGAGGACUGGGAGGAAGCUGCGUCGGAGGAGGAGACAGAAGGAGGUGACGAUGAUGGCAGUGAAGGUACUGAAGAGGAGGCAGAAAACCAGAAUGACUUUGAGCAAGCUUUUGGGAGUGGGGAGGACGAUGAUUGAUAAUUAUUUGCAAUCUUGUUAUUGUGUCAACACAAACCAUAGAAAAGGACAUCAACGUCAACAUCAA
Molecule: messenger RNA, 1411 nt
Organism: Halichondria panicea
Lineage: Eukaryota; Metazoa; Porifera; Demospongiae; Suberitida; Halichondriidae
Product: RNA polymerase II-associated factor 1 homolog
Exons: 15
Coding region: 94-1344 (416 amino acids)
Biological process (GO): transcription elongation by RNA polymerase II
Cellular component (GO): Cdc73/Paf1 complex
Molecular function (GO): RNA polymerase II complex binding; chromatin binding
Source: RefSeq, a predicted model, not a curated record